AUGUCUAUUAUCGAGCUCGGUGAGUCAGUACCGGCUCUCACGCCUCAUGCAUCGAGUGUCUCGUUACCAACCUGGGCGGACAAUGUUGGCUAUGAGGAGGGCCAGGCGAGAGUGCUGAGCAAAAUGACGACGGGUUACCCACGUUUCUUCAUCCACAAGGCCAUUGUAGCAUUCGCAGAGGAUGUUGUUCAGAGAUAUGGUACUGGUGGCCAAGCAGCAAUGCUAUUCCCUUCUUUUAGGACUUCUCGAAGAUGUGUAAAUUUCAUGCACUCUCGGGACCCGUCAAUAUCCCCCAAUCAGAUACAGCUCGUUGACCUAGUCUUGGAUAAAAACAAAGUUGUAUCGGAGUCCUUGGCAAAAAUAUCUCCUUCCGUCUCAGCAGUGAUAUUUCCUAAAGACUUGUUCUCGGUUGCAAAGCAAUAUUGGCAGCAUUCAGGGGACGGUGUCUCGAGCAGGCGCGCGGAGUUCUGCCAUGGCCUUUUCCGGGAAGGGAUUUUGAUCGACGAGAAGACUCUUCAACCGACGAAGGAUAAUAUGAAUGGUAUCCAGAAAUCUUGCAAAGGCCCGAGACGUUACCAAAAGGGGUCAAUAGAUCAGGGGAUCCAAAUUGCCCCGGAAUGUGGCACAAAAGCGGUCGCCGCACAGCAAAGCACCCCAGAUAAUGAUAUCCCCGAGGCUCGCGAAAGCUCCCAGUUUCUUGAAGAACGUUUCGGACGCAAUCUUGACGUGUCUUUCGUCGAAAAUGCCAAAUUAGCUAUUCGCCGACGCAUAGCUGGUUCUUUGAUGGGGGAAACAGAUCUCGCCGCCACACCAAGCCUGAAUGUGACCUCGAACACACGCGGUGUUGUCGGUCUUUCGGACGAUGACGUGUACUUGCAUCCCUGCGGGAUGAAUGCUAUAUUUAUUGCACAUCAAAUGCUUCUCGAAGCCAGGGGCCAUCUGAAAAGCAUUUCGUUUGGAUUCCCUUAUGUCGACACGCUCAAAAUUUUGGAGAAGUUUGGUCCUGGUUGCCUCUUCUAUGGGAACGGUUCGUCAGAAGACCUAGACGACCUCGAGGCUCGGUUGAAGGCAGGAGAGAAAUUCUUAGCCCUAUUCUGCGAGUUCCCUGGGAAUCCUAUGCUGAAAAGCCCCGACCUCACAAGGAUUCGAGGGUUGGCCGACACCUAUGGGUUUGCGGUCGUUGUUGAUGAAACUAUCGGAAACUUUAUCAAUGUCCAUGUCCUUCCAUAUGCCGAUAUUGUCGUCAGCAGUUUAACAAAAAUAUUUUCCGGGGAAUGUAAUGUUAUGGGGGGUAGCGCAAUACUCAAUCCGCGAGGGCCACACUAUCACUCACUCAAGAAGAUCGCAGAAGCCGAACAUGAAGAUAAUUACUGGGCCGAAGAUGUUAUCUUCAUGGAACGCAAUAGCCGUCACUUUGUCUCUCGGAUUGAGAGGAUCAAUGAGAAUGCUGAACUUAUCUGCAGUAUUCUCGGAGCUCAUCCGCUCGUUAAGACCGUCUAUUACCCCAAGUACAAUCCAUCGAGAGAGUUCUAUGAUGCUUGCCGGACUCCAAACGGGGGAUAUGGCGGUCUGCUCUCGUUCGAAUUCGAAAAUAGAGGUCAAGCCAUCGCUUUCUUUGACAGGAUUGAGACAGCCAAAGGACCAAGCCUUGGGACAAAUUUCACUUUGGUCUCACCCUACGUUAUCCUUGCCCAUUUCCUAGAGCUGGAUUGGGCGGCACAGUUUGGGGUCCCUGCCGACUUGAUCCGAAUCAGCGUCGGACUUGAAGGUAUGGAUCAUCUAAAGGCUAUAUUCCAAGAUGCCUUGAAAGCCGCCGAAGGUGCUGUAUCGUGA
Venustampulla echinocandica is the source of this 1833-nucleotide messenger RNA. Its product is annotated as putative O-succinylhomoserine (Thiol)-lyase. Bases 1 to 1833 code for a protein of 610 amino acids. The transcript has 3 exons. Gene Ontology annotation, molecular function: pyridoxal phosphate binding; cystathionine gamma-synthase activity. Lineage: Eukaryota; Fungi; Ascomycota; Leotiomycetes; Helotiales; Pleuroascaceae. Gene Ontology annotation, biological process: transsulfuration. The record is from RefSeq and is a predicted model, not a curated record.